Papaver somniferum (opium poppy) is the source of this 774-nucleotide messenger RNA. RefSeq names its product putative F-box/LRR-repeat/kelch-repeat protein At1g11620. The transcript has a single exon. The coding region runs from base 1 to 774 and encodes 257 amino acids. NCBI's taxonomy places the organism in Eukaryota, Viridiplantae, Streptophyta, Magnoliopsida, Ranunculales, Papaveraceae. The record is from RefSeq and is a predicted model, not a curated record.
AUGUUACAGUCAGAGUUUGUUUUGUUUGGUUUCGACUGCCAAACGUAUGAUUACAAGGUGGUGCUAAUCACUUUUUUCGAAAUCCAGAGUGUUCUUGAUUUCACUCCUAAGAGCAAGGUUCAAAUAUAUAGCUUAAGCUCGGAUUCGUGGAAGUCGUGUGUAGAUGCAAAUUUAGGCAGUCACUCUUAUAAACACAAUUGUGAAAAUCAAGGUGUAUAUCAUAAUGGUAGUUAUUAUCUCGUAGGAAAGGAUUUUCACACAAACGAAACGAGGGAUGCUUUCUGGCGUUCGACAGUGGGUCUCUCCUUCAAUUUCAGCAGCCAAAGUUUCAGAAAGAUACCUGUUCCGGACGAUACCUGUCGGUUAAAUGCCAUAGGAGGUGAUCAGGGAAAGAUUGUUUACAUUACGUUUGUUUCAAACAGUACUUGUGAGUAUAUUAGUGAAGUAUAUGAAGUGUAUACUAUGAAGGAUUAUGAUUACAGUUGCACUGCUACAAAUGCGGAAAGUAACAAGUAUUCAUGGAGCAAACUACAUAUGUUCACUAUUGAUCAUCGUUAUGGCGGCUAUGGUCCUAAGGCAAUUACGAAAAAUGGAAUGUUUGGUUUUCUACGUGGUUUUAAAGGUGGUCUACUGUUUAUUAACUUUCUUACCGGAGAAAUCAAGGAUAUUGAAAUUAUUGGUGCAUUGUUGGAAGGUCUAGGUGAAGUGUUCAGAGCCGAUGUUUACGAGGACAGCUUAGUCUCAAUCGAUAGUCCACUGCUCAGCAGCAGUUAA